Molecule: messenger RNA, 972 nt
Organism: Salvelinus sp. IW2-2015
Lineage: Eukaryota; Metazoa; Chordata; Actinopteri; Salmoniformes; Salmonidae
Product: amyloid beta precursor like protein 2
Exons: 3
Molecular function (GO): serine-type endopeptidase inhibitor activity; transition metal ion binding
Source: RefSeq, a predicted model, not a curated record
GCCUGUUCCAAGGGGACCAUGGUCCUUCACAGCUAUGGCAUGUUACUGCCCUGUGGCAUUGAUAAGUUCCAUGGUACAGAGUAUGUAUGCUGCCCCUCCCCUGGGGAACCCUCCCUGCCCGCCAUGCCCUCCCAGGAGGAGGAAGAGGAAGAUGAAGAGGAGGACGAAGAGGUGGAGGAGACAACACUGGACCAGGAUGAUCCUGUAGAGAAGGAGAGCGAGGCCCCCGCUGAUGAGCAGCCCACCACUCAGAAAGAGGAGGAGCCAUUGGAUGAGGAAGAUGAAGAUGAGGAAGAGUACCACUAUGUGUAUGAAGAUGAGGAGGCCGACAGAGAGGAAGAUGAGGAGGAGGAGAAGAAAGAGAGGGAUAGUGUUCCAGAGAGCCAGGAUGAAGACAAGACCCUGACAGAGGUCAAAGCGGUGUGUACCCUGGAGGCAGAGACCGGCCCCUGCCGUGCCUCCAUGGCCCGCUGGCACUUCGAUAUGACAACCAGGAAGUGCGUCCGCUUCGUGUACGGGGGCUGCGCUGGAAACCGCAACAACUUUGACUCUGAGGAUUACUGCAUGGCCGUGUGCAAACGCCUUAGUAAGUCGGGCUCACAGCGAGCCGCGCCAAACCGGCCGGCCAAACCACCACACCACCAGCCCUACACCAAACCACCACACCACCAGCCCUACACCAAACCACCACACCACCAGCCCUACACCACACCACCACACCACCAGCCCUACCACCAAACCACCACACCACCAAGCCCUACACCCACCCACCAACACCACCAGCCCUACACCAAACCACCACACACCAGCCCAUACACCAAAGCCACCACACCACCACCCUACAACCAAACCACCACACCACCAGCCCUACACCACACCACCAAACCACCAGCCCUACACCCACACCACGGGCACAACACCACCAGCAACUACCAAAAAACCAUCUACUCACCACUCACUCGACCACCCUAG